Molecule: messenger RNA, 4311 nt
Organism: Peniophora sp. CBMAI 1063
Lineage: Eukaryota; Fungi; Basidiomycota; Agaricomycetes; Russulales; Peniophoraceae
Source: the annotation of a GenBank genome assembly
AUGUCCAAUGUCCCUCCCGGUGUUUUCCACGAGGCGGAACCCGUCCAUACCCAUCCAACCUGCGAGUUCUGCAAGAAGAAGUCGCGAUGUAUGGGUCGGGACCCUUCGUUGAAGUUAUCUCGGUGCACAGGCUGUGGUGUCACCCAAUAUUGCUCACAAGAGUGCCAAUUGAAGGACUGGAAACGUAGACACAAGCGCGACUGCAAGAUGUGGCAGUCCGAGCGCGAUAUAGCCGUGUCAGCGUCGGGCAAUCCGCGGGCCUGGAACGACCUCACGCAAUGGCUUGACUUUCACCACGAUACUUUGGCAAACGCGGCUUUGGCGCACGUUAUUACCCUCGUCACCUCCGAGAAAGGGCACGAACAAACACACGUGGCCGCCAUUGUGCUUAAAUACCUCAAUGAUGCCAGUUUGCCCCCACAGCGCAGAUUUCGCUUCCUACAGUUCGCCUUCAAACCCCUUGAUUUCUCCCCAAAUUCUUCACUCGCGGGGCUAGCAUCUGAAGUACCUACUAUCAAGGGGAGGGCAAACCUGGUCAAUCGGUUUUUCCAUAUACGCACGGGGAUCUACAACGUUCAAGUUGAUUUUGGUCACAAGGAUUGGGUCCAGCUGCCUCAAACCUACAUUUUUUCGGACGCGCAUCUCAAGGCCAAACCGGUCCAGUCUCUAGAAAGCGUAGUCGCGGCAACGCUGUACACGGACUUCUCUCGAGGGCGAAGACACCGCUUCUGUUGCGGCCACGUUCAAGAGUUGUCAAGAUGUUGUUGCGGUGGUUGGACGCAUGAGGAGAUCAAGGAUACAGAAGCCCAGGCUUCAGAAGACGUCGUACAGGGGCCGGGGCUUGUUGGAGUUGCGCUGAACUGGCUCGUCGCUUGGUUGAAGUAUUUGGAAGUCUGUAUGAACAAUUUGCAAAUUCACCUAAGAUCUCUCCUUGAUGACGAUAGAGAAGAUAUCGCCACACAACUCUUCCUCGAGGCAAAAACGAGGGCGGAACGGGCUAAACAGCUGGCGGAUGAACGAAGAGCGGCCGCUUCAAGUUCCCUCCCGUCCGAUCCCACCGGUAUCGAACCUGUCAAGAACCAUUCAUCCUCGACUCAGGAUGGUACAACACGCAUGCGUCGUCCAACACCCUCUUCGACUGGUACCGUUCAGAAUACAGAUCCCAUCGGUACUAGCACCGCUAUCGCUGGAUCCACGCUCAACGUGAUACCUUCAUCAAGUAAUCAAACGAGCGAGUUGCAUGGCCUAAAUCCUCGUGACAGCGAGGCAUCCGAGCUGCAGUCUGAUGGGAGGACUACUACCGAGCCCUCUGCCGCACUUCCAGAACUAGCGAGAGCCUCCAACCCUCACGCCGAAUCUGCGGACAAUACCACGAGAGAACAUGGCAGUGACCUUCGCGUUGCACAGAGGCGGGGCCAAGGCAAUGCGGUACGACCAGGCGCGUCACCAGCGAACCUUGGCUGGUUGUCCUUUAUCGCCCUUCAGGGUCUUUUCUUGUGUCAUCAUCUAGGCUUGGUAGAACCUCACACGAUGGAAGAGGCCCGUUCCCGCCGAACUGCGCAGGCUUCUAUCAAGGAAGCGGAGGAUGUGUCGGUCAACCAGGAAGGACAGCACAAACCAGAUACCACCUCCAAUACCCCUAGAUCUGACACUAGAAAUGAAGGCGACAGCGCGAAGUCAAAGGAUCGAAGUGAUGCCACGGCGCGCACUCCAUCACCCAACCCGUUAUAUGCUAUCAACGAAGCUACAGAUUUCGAGUCGGUCUUUGCUGCCCUUCUUGAGGCUCUGGCCGCCGACAUGGUUGCAUCUGCACGUCCGUUGCCUGACUCGCGGUCAGCCCUUGCGGAGGCGUUCAGAGAAUUUGAUGCGGGCACGCAGAGCGAGUGGAUGGCUACUGGAGAGCACGCUGAACAACGCGUCACACAGUCUGAGCCAGCGAUCACUGACACCCUUCGCACGGAUCCCGAACCCGAUGGCACACAAGAACCGGAAACCACCAUCAACACUUCGGAUACUAAUCGCAUCCAAAAUGACGCAGGACAGACAGAUGGUCACCCGCCAAGAUCGGCCUCAAAGAAGAAGAAACAGAAGAAACAGAAGAAAGGAAAGCGCCAGGUCGGACAAGACCCUGCGAGCAGUGUGCCCCCCGUCAACCAUACACCGUCUGUGACGAGUCCUCCCGUCGUCAUUGAAGAAUUGUCCGAGAUAGCCCUUACACGUGUGGAAGAGUCCAUCACUACAGCCGUCGAAACGAGCGGAGACGAUGCACUCGGUUCAGACAUGGCGAGUAGUCAAGCAAGCUCCGAAGCUGGCGACAUCGAUCAGUGUGUGGAAGAUACAUCCCGCGCGUCGAGAGAUGAUGGUCGUUGCAUUGUCGAAGGCUCCUCUCUCGACAUACCCGCAGAUAUAGAAGAAGACGAUCAGACUACGCAAUGGGUUCCCGUUAUGUCCAAGAACGAGAAGAGACAGGCGAAACGCAAAACGCAGGCGCCGAUCCCAGACAGCACUCCUCUCUCCAUAUCGUCGCCGCACAAUACCGAUAGUGUUGGCGUUGACGAACGAAUCGCUACCACCACCAACAACGCUUCUAUACGCGAUGAUGUAGACUGGCAUCAACUGACCACGCAACCCGCUCCGGGUUCUUCCACGACUAAGCCGAGUGAUACACUCGAGGCUCCCCAGAACGUCGCUGCGCAAGAUCGAGGUCUCACCAGUACCAACACUCCGGACGCUUCAGACCUCACUCAUUCAAUCGCUCCGCCGCCUGUAAUCACCAUCUUGCCGACAGCCACCCCUAUCUCAAGGCCCAGCUCUCCGCACGCGACUGCUGCCGUGUGGGUACGCGACCCUCCACCGCACAUACCCACGCAAGCCCGGCCCUCCACUAAGCGCCCAAGUAAGGCUGGAGGAGGACUCAGAGCUCUGGCACAGAAGGCGCCCUAUGCUCGACUAGCAGGUAUCGGAGGCGUCUCCCCCAUUCCAGAUGCUCCUCCUGGGCUCAGUCUCCCUGAUCACCCAUCUGAAAAUGCGCGUCCUGAAGGCGGGGUCUCCGCACUCGUUUUCAACUCUAUCCUUCGCGAAUCAUCGACCUUACGAGAACCCUGGCCGUCUAUUGCAUCGCCUACCCCCACGAAUCAGAAUCCAAACCCCAGCUCGAACCCGCCCAAGAUCGCCGCGCCUUCUUCUUCCUCACAACAACCCAAGCGCAAGAAGUGGCGAUAUUAUACGCCGAAGCAGCCUAAACCCGUGACCGAUAAGCAGAUACCGGGCGCCCCUCGCGCCUCAGAACCGCCCAGAACGGAGAAUGUCAACACAUCGUCUACCGCGUACGCGCGGAUAGAUGAUGAGGCUGCUGCUUUUGUUCCCGACACAGCACCAGGGGAUGCGGCUUCCACCAACCGCCCGCCUCGCGCAGGACGUGGACGCAGGAGACCUCCACCGAAGGCUCCUACUGUCCCUACGAAUACAGAACGCGACUCGGCUCACGUCCCUGACGCUCCGCCUGGACUCAAACAUCCCGGAUAUACCUUCGGUAGUCUGCAAUUCGGUGGUGGCACCCAUCCAUCCUCCCCUCAGGCUCCACACCCGUCAGGCAUUGCCACCGAGCAACCGGCGACGCCCGUACACGAACCAAGCAGUGAGAGAUUGUCGGAAUCGGAGCAGGAAGAGGAUGAAGUGUCUGGAUCAGAGUACGACGGCGCGGAGAGUGAAGAAAGAAGCGAGGCGCAGGACCAGGAGCCAGAACCGACCUGGCCGACUCUUCUUCCAUCUGGGUCCCAAGGCCCAAUGCAUGAAUCCUCGGCGGCCCCUGAGCAACAUGCAGCUCAACAGCCAUACGUUCAAGGCGGUGAUCCACCGUCUAAUAUCUACUAUCAACAUGGAUUUCCGCAACAACCUUACGCAGCGAAUCCGCCCCCGCCAGUGUUCGGCGCACCCUGGCCUCAGCACCAUCCUUACGCCAUACAAGCUAGUGCGGGCCCGUAUCUCUACGGCGCACCGCCUAACCCGUACGCGGGCCCAUAUGGCACAAUGCCUGCCCCAUACGCACAACACUUGCACGCUCCACAGGGUCCGCCUAUGGCGCAGAUGCCUCCGCACGCGCGAGCUCCUGUCCACCAAGAUCCCGCACAAAGGCUUAAAGCCGCGGCGGAAGCCCUCAAAACUGCUGCGCGAGCGCUGGAGAUGGGAGGGAAUCCGCACAUUUAUAACGAGGCAAUGAGGAGAGCUCACACCGCACUGGAUGAGGCUCAUAGUAGAUACGGAAAUAAGUGGAGUGAUCUUGGGCUUGACGAGCUACGAAGGCUGCGUUGA